Camellia sinensis is the source of this 1122-nucleotide messenger RNA. The record is from RefSeq and is a predicted model, not a curated record. Lineage: Eukaryota; Viridiplantae; Streptophyta; Magnoliopsida; Ericales; Theaceae.
AUGUCGGCUAAUGAAGAUGCUAUGGUGGCAAAGAUAGCACUAGAAAAUGGGGCAUGUUUCUUCUUUGAAAGACCAAUUGGCGGUAACAUGCUGAAAAGCCUAUGGCAAUAUGUGAUUAAAGAAAAGUUAUUUAAGGUCCAAAAUUUUGAAAAGAUUGCCAUUCUCCAUGACACUACAAACCAAAAAGGAAAGCUUAUUGAAUCCAAUGAAAAUAACCCUGGAGAGAAGAUUGAAAUUGAUAGCAAUUCAAAAAAGACCAUGGUUGGCUCCAAGAGAAAAGCAAGAACUGGAAAAGGAAUAAACGUGGAUGAGGUAGGUGAAUUAGACAAGGGCAAGAGAAAAUCAACUAAGAAGAAGUAUAUAUUGGUGUUUUACAUGUUUCUCAUAUGCCUAUUGGAACUAGAAUGCUACCCGAAGGAGAUACUUGAUCUAAUGAACGUGACUGGUUUGACACGAAUGCAAGUUGCAAGUCAUCUUCAGAAAUGUCGUAAUGAUAAUUGGCGUGCCCCAGAAUCGCGCAAAGCUAAUGCUUCUGGUGCAAAUUCAGGCAACAAUAGUUCACAAUACAAAUUUGGUUCAAGAAAAUUUGGGACAAUGCCACGCCUAGUGAAAUCAUCUCGUAACCCUCAAAGAUCCCAUCCCCAACAAACUCGAAGAAACAAUGCAGGUCUUGAAAAUUAUUUAUCACUAAGUAAUAGUUCCUUGGGCAAUGGAGAAGGAGAGCAUACAGUGCAAUUAAUCCAUUCACAACCUGACAUGGUACCAAACUAUUUUGGAAUGCAAAACAUGGGACAACUAGGAACUUGUGGCAAUAAUGUUAUGUGCAAAGGUGAUUAUGUAAAUUCAGCAUCAAGUGAUACCGGGGAUGAAACCUUGGCUACUCUCUUGGAGAUGACUUCUAAUCAAAAUCCAGAACCAAUUUUAUCAUACUUCAAUAAUGUGACAAUGGAAGCAGAUUAUCACAGCAGUUCCUCUACUCAAAACCCAAUCCCUGAUGAUUUCUUUGAUUGUCUCCCAGACAUAAGAGGCCCGUCAAAAAUGAAUUAUAGCUCAAUCCAUGAAUUGUGCACCUUUGAUGUUGAACCAAUCUUCUUCAACCAGCAUAAUGGGCGCCAAGCCUAG